Molecule: messenger RNA, 969 nt
Organism: Peronospora matthiolae
Lineage: Eukaryota; Oomycota; Peronosporomycetes; Peronosporales; Peronosporaceae
Source: the annotation of a GenBank genome assembly
AUGGAACGAUGGCUCUCUUUCUUCUACGAGUACAACUUCGUCGUGCAAUCCAAUCCAGGCAAGAAAAACAUUCUUGCGGACGCGCUGUCACGACGCCCGGAUUACGAACCUCGGAUGGCACUCAGUUGCCAGGCUACUGACGACAAAGAUGAGGACGAUCGAUUUGCGACGUGUGUGUCAUUGAACUUUGUUCGGGUCACACAUGAGCUAUGCCUUUUCGAUAAAUUUGUCGCGGCUUACGCGAACGAUCCAGACUACGCGGACAUUAUGAACUAUCUGCGCGCUCCCAGUGCAUCAUCACUAAGAGCUCUUUCGCGAACGAAGAGUGAUCACAUCCAUCGAAACAGUGUAGAUGGUGAUUUGCUGUUAUACAGCAACGAUCGAUUCGAUGCUCCUCGAACGGUAAUCGAAAACGACUUGGAUCUGCGUGCUCGUUUCAUCCACGAGUACCAUGAUGCCCCAUCUGGCGGUCUUUUGUGCCACGAGGAGACUUUCGCGGCUGUGUCGCGUGACUUUUUCUGGCCCCACAUGUACAAGUGGGCUCGCAACUGGAUUCGCACAUGCGAAAUCUGUCAAAGAGUGAAACCAUUUACAUCGUCGCAGGCCCCCCUGCGACCCUUGCCGAUCGCAGCUCAGGCUUGGCGCUCAGUGUCGAUAAACUUAAUCUUGGAGCCAGCGCCCGACAGUCAGAACCGGAUCGGCAUCCUGGUCUUCGUGGACAGAUUCAGCAAGAUGACACACUUGGUGCCUGUUCAUGCAACAAUCACCGCGGCUGAGACCGCGGUGCACUUCAUUGACCCAGUGUUUCGCCAUCACGGUUUACCAGACGACAUUGUCUCGGACCGUGAUCCUCGCUUCACAUCUGCGUUCUGGACUUCAAUGUUGAGCUCCUUGUCACGAAGUUGCAGAUAUCGACGGCAGCCCAUCCGAAAAAGAAUAGGCAAACAGAGCGGGUCAAUGGUUCCUUAA